AAAGUGCGGACGGAGCGCAGGGAGAGGUGCGGAGCCCCCGGAGCAGCAGCGUGAGCCAUGAAGACGAAGGUGUUCCUCGGCCUCAUCCUCAGCGCGGCGGUGACCGCCUGUCUGUGCCGGCCGGCAGCGAAGGCCCCGGGGGGCUCCCACCGCCCCACCUCCAGCCUGGCCCGGCGGGAUUGGCCCGAGCCCCCGUCCCAGGAGCAGCAGCAGCGCUUCAUCUCCCGCUUCCUGCCCCACGUCUUCGCAGAACUGAGCGACCGCAAAGGCUUCGUGCAGGGGAACGGGGCGGUAGAGGCCCUGCACGACCACUUCUACCCCGACUGGAUGGACUUCGGUCGCCGGAGCACAGAGGAUGCGGCCGAUGCCGCGUAGCCCCGCGCAGCGCCCCGACCCUCUCAGCACAUCUCUGGUCCCGCAAUAAAGCUUUGGCACUCCC
Molecule: messenger RNA, 439 nt
Organism: Gallus gallus (chicken)
Lineage: Eukaryota; Metazoa; Chordata; Aves; Galliformes; Phasianidae
Product: preprogastrin
Cellular component (GO): extracellular region
Molecular function (GO): hormone activity
Source: RefSeq, marked provisional